Molecule: messenger RNA, 9414 nt
Organism: Hipposideros armiger (great roundleaf bat)
Lineage: Eukaryota; Metazoa; Chordata; Mammalia; Chiroptera; Hipposideridae
Gene: FAXC
Product: failed axon connections homolog, metaxin like GST domain containing
Exons: 7
Coding region: 79-1179 (366 amino acids)
Cellular component (GO): cytoplasm
Source: RefSeq, a predicted model, not a curated record
UGGUGGGCCGUGUCCGAGGAGCCCUUCUCCUUUUAUGGGGACAUCAUCGCUUUCCCUUUGCAGGAUUACGGUGGGAUCAUGGCAGGGCUGGGCUCCGAUCCCUGGUGGAAGAAAACACUUUACUUGACCGGGGGAGCUUUGCUGGCCGCAGCUGCGUAUCUGCUCCACGAACUCCUGGUCAUUAGGAAACAGCAAGAGAUUGACUCCAAAGAUGCUAUUAUUUUGCAUCAGUUUGCAAGACCUAACAAUGGUGUUCCCAGUUUAUCUCCUUUCUGUUUGAAAAUGGAAACUUAUUUAAGGAUGGCUGACUUGCCCUAUCAGCCCCAAACUCUUGCAGGCUUCCUCAAGCACCCUGUGCCCCACCCACCUGCCCUGAAGUCCUCACAGUGCAUCAACCAGCCAGGGCUCUUCCUGCAUGCGUCUUCUCCCUCUGCUCUGCCUGGCGAGCUUCUGCUCGUCCUUAAGAUCAGUUAUGCUUAUGACGAAGCCGAUCAAAAUCCUCUUCUUGACUCCUCAAUACUUUAUUUUGAGAGACUUAUAAAAAAGAGGACGUUAGCUUAUUGCCAGUGGGUGGACAAUCUCAAUGAGACCCGGAAGAUGCUCUCUCUUAGUGGUGGUGGUCCCUUCAGCAACCUGCUGAGGUGGAUCGUGUGCCACAUAACAAAAGGAAUUGUGAAACGCGAGAUGCACGGCCACGGCAUUGGCCGCUUCUCAGAGGAAGAGAUUUACAUGCUGAUGGAGAAGGACAUGCGGUCUUUAGCGGGGCUUUUGGGUGAUAAGAAGUAUAUCAUGGGGCCCAAGCUUUCCACUCUCGACGCUACUGUCUUUGGACACUUGGCACAGGCAAUGUGGACCUUACCUGGGACGAGACCUGAGCGGCUGAUCAAAGGUGAACUGAUCAACCUCGCCAUGUACUGUGAGAGGAUAAGGAGGAAAUUCUGGCCAGAGUGGCACCACGAUGACGACAACACCAUCUAUGAGUCUGAGGAGAGCAGCGAAGGCAGCAAAACCCACACACCCCUGCUGGACUUCAGCUUUUACUCAAGGACAGAGACCUUUGAAGACGAGGGAGCAGAGAACAGUUUUUCCAGAACCCCAGACACGGAUUUCACUGGACACUCACUCUUUGAUUCUGAUGUGGACAUGGAUGACUACACAGACCAUGAACAGUGCAAGUGACGUUCAGGUUCGCUGUCCCUCUUCUGCUGGAGCUGCCACUCCCUGGGGUCAGUCCAGUUUCCCAGGUAGAAUUCCAUCGAAGCUGGGAGGAGAUCUUUGUGCUUGGCACAGUUCUCACAAGCUAACUGGACUGUAGCAGCCUUAUUUCUUUUUUGUACAAACAAAACACAACCAUUCAAAUGGCUCCAUUUAAAACGAACAGACAAAAAAAAAAAAAUGUCAGCAUGGUUCCUGAAAUCCAUUUUUGUUUUCAUUAGAAAACUAAUAUUGUGAGGUAGGCCAGGUGCAAGAGGGGGUUUUCCUCAGAUUGUUUAUAUUGAUCCUCUUCAACAUGAGGGCUUAGUUGUGAGAUGAAUUCUUAAACCGCCUUCAUCCACCAGGAUUUGAAGUGAUGAGAGAUGUCAUCAGAAGAAAUGUAGGAGAUAAAUGUUCUGUGGUGGCUGCUUGUAUUUUAUGUGUGCAUAUUGUAUGUUGAGGUAUAAGUCAAAUAAAACCCAUAGGUAGUGAACACCUACUAUGUGCAAAGCACUGUGCUAGGUGCUAACCAGUAUACGUUUUAGUCAAAGCUCUGCCAGUGACUAGCUGUGUGAUGCUGGGCAAGUCCCUUAAUUCUCGUGUGCCUCAGUUCCCCCACCUGUAAAGUGGGGCUAACAAUACUCUUCACCUACCUACCUCACAGGGGUGUUGUGAGGAUUCAUGGGGUCACAUUUGGCUCUUUAAACCUCUUGGAAGAGGUGUGACAUAAACACAACAUUUUAUUCUUUACUGUGCUUCGUGUGUGUGAAGAUUUUAGGGCAAAGGAAUUCCACAUCCGGGCAACAGCAGACACAGUCCCUCACAAAAGCUGAGCAGGUGAAACACACACAAAGGCACAGUCGAGACUCGGUCAUCAUUCCUCUUUGUGAUCUUGCUUGAACCGAAAUCUUUUGUUGAAUGAAUCUUGGAAAUAUUUUUACAAAUCAUCAACAGCUACAAAUGGUCUUCAGUUAUGUUUGCAGGAACGUCUUUCUUUCAUUGCCUGAACACACACUGGAAUGUUGUCCUUUGUUGACUCCUGAGUGUUACAUUGCCCGUGUUUGAUUUAUUUGGAGGGACUAAAGCUCGGCAAUAUGAUGGGCUUAAUAGAGGUGAAGGGGAAAGUGUUUGAUUGAUUUUUGUAAGUAGAAGCUUGCCAACUUGUAAUGUCUUUUUGAAAACUUGUAAGAGAUAUUGAAAAGGUGAAGUAGGAAGAGGAUCCUGUUACUACUAUCAGAGCACUUUGUGCGGUGUAGACUCUAUGCAGUUUUAUUAAUGCAACUUUUCUGGUGUCCUCAGCCAUUGCCCAGUGAGAGGAAGGCAACGCCGAGGACAAAUUUUAAUGUUUCUUAAGGACCUUCCAUUUCUUCCCUGUACGCCCCUGCCCCUGCCCUGCCUUUAGAGACUCUGAACUCUGUAUAUACACUGUAUUUACUAAGGCACUCUCUCUGAAGACACAGUUUUUGUUGACGUAAAAUAUUUUCCAGUGAAAUUUGGAGUGAAGAUCCUGAGGUGAUGGCCAUGGAUUUGGGCUGAGAGAGUCAGUGUUAAGAUUUACAACUGCAAACAAAACUGCUGUGUUUCUGACCACUACUGACGGACCGCAUAAGGAUUAUUCAUUACGGGGUUAAAGAGGCACUUCUUAAAAGACAGCGACUUCUUCUGAGAAGUUCAUGUGCUUUGCUUGAAAAAGACUCUUUGAAUGUAGCUUUUGCAAAACAAUCCUAAAAUGCUGUGGAUUCACAGGGAGAUCAAGGAGGAGAGUUUUUGAGGCUGUUUACCAUUUAAGCAACUGUGUAGGGCAUAUAGAACUGGAAGAAAUGCUGAAAUACCCUAAGUUAGAAAUUCUUACUCCACAGAAAACUCAGUUGUUGGCAUCUUCUUAAAACCAUUCAUUUUUGGGAGGACUAUUUGGUGCCUCAUGAGAAUGUGGUGGCGAAGAUAAUGGAUAAGCCUGCCUGGUUUGUCUCCAGUGUCAUUUGGGAGGACUGUUUGCUGCUUUUCUCUUGAGCAAGUGUGUCCCGAGGACAGCUGGUGGUAGUUCUGUGUGACAAGGAAAGUUCCUGGCCUGGAAAUGUGAGUGUAAUUAACAGGCGGACUCUAUCUCCACAAAGACUGAGUUGUCCUUUCUCCACGAGCAGCUGGAAAGAGUUGUGUUUGAAAUUUUGUCUACAAUUUAUCCUUACUGUAUUGCACCAAGUAUGAUGUGUUUUCACUCCAAGAAUGAUUAAGUUAUGAGUCUGUAGAUUCACAUAUAUUUUUAUUGUGUUUUACUUAGAGGGCAAGCACAUGGAGAGCCAACGUUUAAAGUGGAGUUGUAAAACAGUUUAUUCUAUUCAGGUACCUCCCACAGGGGCUUGAGGGGACAUUGCCACCCGGAGUCUUGGGUACUGGCCUGACAGCUCGUGACUGGGGUAACCAACAUUUUGUAGGUGUAAUUACAACUCUAGAAUAUAUUUAGGUUUUACUUUCCCAAUGUGUGUUCUGGGAACAAAAUGGUCAAGACAAAAUUCAUUGUGGUGUGGAUGACUUACGCAUUCUUUAUUGGGAGGGCUUUAAUUUUAUGUGGUUCAUUCUUUAGCUAUCUAGGUUUGAAGCAUUUUCCAAUUUGAUGAACAGGUGCUACUUAUUAGAAAAAUUAACAUCAAGACAUUAGGAGACAUUUUGGUCAUUUGGCUCACUUGAUCAACUUCUGUGUUUCUUUUUACUGGACAGUAACUUAAGGAAGUGUGCUCUUUACUGUUGAUAGAUGCUUUUGGUUGGACAGAAGACCCAUGGACCACCUAUUCUUUUUUUUUAACCUCUCAUUGUGAAAAUAAAUUCUGCCUCUCUAUCCACUUCCCUUUGCCCUCCCCAUCACCACUCAUCAGGAUUAUUGAGCAGCAGUAGUAUGCUUUGCCUUGUAUAUAUCAGAGUAGAUACAAGAACAAUAUAAAUUUAUGCAGAAGUAAACUAAAUUGUGAGUUUACCAUUUUAUUGUUGUAACAUAAUCAUGAAUGGUGACACUUCCAAGGCCAUGGCUUACCCAGGAGACUGAUCCCAGUCUUAGAACAACUGGGACGUGCAUCACAAUAGCAUGUCACUAGUGCCCAAGUGAGCCCGCCUGUGUGUAGUGAGGUAAGAGGACAUGUUUUUGUGAAACAGCUAGGGUUCAAGGACAGGGAGUGUUAAGGACUUGAGAUUCAUGGGUCGUGCCUGGGUUAUUUGAGAGAAAGGGUUGAACCAUAGAAAUGUAUAGCUAGGCCAUGGAUUGGUUAGCUCUAGAAAGCCCCUGACAAGAAGGCCCUGAGGCUGUUAUUGGCUCUGUGUGACAUGUAUACUUAUUUGAAGGGCAGGACCAGGAACUGAGGUCUUUCACCUUUCCAUAGAUAGUUCUUGCUGUUGCUGUUUUACCGCUUUGACUUGGUUUCAUUUUAGAAUACGCACUGCCUGAGAGAUCACUCCCUGUUCCUAGAACUAACACAUCCUGGCCUCUCUCAGAGAGUGCUGGGAGUCCUCAACUCCUGCCCUUCCUGCCCCUCCCCCCGCCAUGUCUACUCAGCCUGGUGGAGGCCCAUUCAAGAGAAAUUUCUUCAGCAUCUACUCUGUGCAAUAAGGCACUGCUAGGUUCUGUGAAUGAUACCAAGAUGGAUAUCCAAGUCACCAGUAUUCCUCAUGCUUUGUUAUUUAUCUUUUAAAGCAUCCAUCCCCAUAUGCUCACUAUCCCCUGUGCCUGGCCCUGGGACCCACAUUGGAUUUAGGGUGGUGAACAGAACAGACAAGGCACCCUGAUAUGAGGGCACCCUCUUUUGGCUAGACUUCUGUGAUAGUUGUUUAUGUGCUUGGCUACUUCCCUGAUGCAUUCCACCCAUCACCACUAGGUUGAUCUUACUAAAAAGCUCUGGCCUUCAUGGGCUGCCAUAUUGCCUCAGGGUGAGGGUCACUUCUUGGGCCUCACCUCUUUACUUACCUUGUCACCUGGGGCUCUUUCAUGUGAGCCAUCCAGUGCAUCUAGGGUGGUCCAUUUGCCGUGGCUUAAACAUGCCUCAUGGGCCCUCGCUCUGUGCCUCUGUGCAUGCCAGUCCCUCUCCUGAAAUGCCUGCCCUUCUUUUCCAUUGACCCAACUCAUACCCACCUCUCAAGGCCCAACUUCAUCAGUUCUGCAAGAAGACAUCACAGCUCAUUAUAAUCUCCCCUUCCGCUAGAAACACAGCACUCAGUCAUUUCCUUCCCUGAAGGCUGCAUGGGAAAGGUAUGCUCAGAAAGUGGGCCACAUGCUAAGAAGCAGUCGUUUUAAAUUUUUGUGUCAGGGACUCCACUGAUAAUGUAAAGAAAAUCCUCUACCCUAUUCCCAGAAAAAUACACAUAUGCAAAUAUAUAAAUUUACAUGUAAAUUCAGGAGCAUCAGAGACCUUUUGAAAUUUUCUGUGGAUACUUUUGGGGGUUCAAGGACCCCAGUUGAAGAAGCCUUCUUCUAAAGAGUUUCAAAGUUGUUGUUAGUGUUCAUUCUUUCUUGCCUUUAACAUACCCAGAGAGGAGAAAAAUUGGAAUGUGCUGUGCAAGCAGAAGUAAUGUCUAUUAUUAUCCACAUUGAAUAUCUGCUGAGUGACAGGGGAGGAAGAAGACCUGGCUUACAUUAAUUGAGAGAAUAUCUUUGUUUUGACGGAUUUGGCAUUUUGAAAGUGACAGGGCUUCAUCAUUGUCACCAUUGUCAUUUAUUUUUUAACCAUCUCAAAGGUCAAUUUAUCACAAUCAGUUCAGGGCCAGGUGAGCUUCAUUCAGCCUUGAAAGCCACCACUUCUGCAUGGGCAGUCUGACUGGCCUGGGGCUUAGGCGGGAGAGAAAAGGCUGGGUUAUUCCUUACAGGAAAAAGGUCUGCACAAGCAGUUUUUUUUUUCUGUACGCAUUCAUUCAUUCACUCAUUCAUUCAUUCAUAGAACAAUUGUUGAGUGUAUUUUCAAUAAAGGGAUGGUGUCUUUUGUUGAUAGGUAACAACUCAGGUUAUUUUCUUUUUUUUUUAAACAAGGUGUAGUUAUUUUUGUUGCUCCCGAAUAUGACCCAGGGUCUUUUGUUCUCCUUUAUAUGCAGUGCUGUUUAAGUUGAACAAGAACAGGUGGAAGUACAUUCAGUGACAAAUAUUACUUCUGAGUCUAAAUGUUGAACUCUGGCCACCCAUCUUAACAGGUCUAAGGAUAAAUUGCAUGUGAUUGUGGUGCACUUAACCUUCAUUCCCUUGCUUCCAGGGUCUGGAUGAAACCUGCAAAGUUCUAAAGAACCCCUUAGUGGGUGGGGCAGGGGCCACUUCUUGCCUGCAGAACUCUUACUAGUGCCAGGAGGCAAUGAGUGUGGGAUUUUUGUCAUUUGAAUUCCUUACCAGAAACUUAGGUUUUAGUCCCUGACUUUAAAGAGUAUCUUAAAGAUAUUUGAGCUUCCUUAAUCUUUAAGAUAACUGGAAGCAGGAACCUAUAGGCCUUGCUCCUUAAAGAUGGUUACAGAGAAACCUGAAAAACAGCUUGGAGGAAAGCAACUCCCUGUUUUGGGGCUGACAGUAACCACAUCAUUCAUUCUGGCUCCUGUUGAAGCAGAGAACUCGUCCAUAAACCAAAGCUCUCUGAAACUGCUGCUGGCAGCGAGACCAUGACAAAUUAGGAUGCUCAAAUUUCAAGAGGAAUAUUGCUCCAAAUUGUCAAAUUUGUAGACAAAUGAAGGAGACAUUUCAAUAAAAAAAACCAAAUAACUUGUGGAUGUGGUCUAGUCAGCAGCAACACUCCCUGUAUUUCAUUGGGUAAUCGAGUUAUCUAGAGCAAAAGAUUGACACAGUCCUCCAGUGUUCUGUAUACAGUUAAGUAAUUUCAGCAAUGAACUUGAUGACCCUCUUGAAUGUUUUAAAAUUGCUAUUGUCCAUAAUUACAGCUUUAAAUAUUUUGAGAUGAUUUACUAACUGUAUGGCAAUAUAUAUUUAUGAUAAUAGUCUUAUGAAAAGCAGUAUUACUAAAUGUGACUAAUUCACUUCUCACCCCCCAUUGGCAAGCAUUUUGUUGUUGUUGUUCUUUUGUGUGGCCCUGGAAUAGAGUAACUUCUACUUAUUAGUAAUAUUUAAACUGUUUUCCUUUUUCAGUAUUUUAAAAAAAUUACCCUAUGACUUUAAAAACAAUAGGAUUCAGCUCCUGAAUUGCCAUGUUAAUUAGUAUUGUCAUUGUCGAAAUAGCUAGCCGAGGGAAAAUAAUACAAUUAUCCACUGGAGGGCUAGAGCAGAGAAAUGCUUUGGAUAUUUAUUAUCUCCCUCCUCUUAAAAAAAAGUUCUAUGGACUUUUCCCUCUAACAGUUGUUCAGAGUUUGAAGAGUUCUCGCAUAUUUGAUACUAUCCCCCAAAAGAUCACAUCUGGCUUAUUAAAGCAUAUACCAUGUCCAAAUGGUUAUAUUUUUAUCUUUAAUAAAUUAUAUCUGAUUUUUUUUGUAGCAAUAAGACUAAAGACAAUGCUCAAAUUUUCAAGGGUUCUCUGCUUCAGUAGGGGUGACUCCUGUCAAAAUGAUUUUACCUCAGUGAUCAAUCUCAUGGGACUAUGGUUAUUGUAAGCAUUUAUUUUUCCCAAUGAUCUGCAUCAUGCGGGGUGUCUGACAGCUCAAAUAUUGAUGAGGGUGAUGGGUUCUGGAUGGUGAUGUUUGGGAAGAUGGGGGUCUGAGUCUUUCAUUUGGUGAUAUUUGAAUUUCACUGAGUGGGAGAAAAGAAGGAAAGUAAAAGAUACAGGGGCUUCAAGUAACCAGGUGGUACGGCUGGGUUAGAGGUGUGUCAGGUACACUGCAAGUUUUCUAGGCAGUGGCAUCUUGCUAAAAUGAAGUACGGGUUUAAAAAAAACAAACAAAUGUAAUCUGUAGGAAGGAUGGUCUGCGGCUAUACAAGUGGUUGAUGCAGGGAGCACUGAAGCAACGUGACCUUUGUCUUAGAUUAUAUGCUCAUGCUCCCAGAGUGUCUUACCUGAAGCAACCACUGGGAACCAGGGGAGCAGCCGAGGGUGGCCAGCCCCAGUGUGUGUGUUCACUCCUGUGAUUCUGGAACUUUCUUCUAGUCUCUCAAAAGUGUUUGUGGCACAUAGUUUUCAUUUUCUAAAUAUAAAAUGUACAAAGUAAUGUAUAUUUGUUGUAUAGAAAUCCUUUGAAACGUUUGGAGACAUCCCGAAUCAUCCCUGUGUAGGCAGCGGUCUCCAAACCUUUGUGCUCAUUCACCUCAUCAGUAAAAGUUCCUGGGCAUGCCCCUCAGCAUAUUUAUUCAUAAACACACGGCUCACCCUGCUGUACUGAUGCAUUAUGUACAUUGGAAAUCAUGCGGACAGACAUUUACAAAGAAGACUCUCUUACUCAACAGAGUUUAGAGAAUGGGCAAGGGGACAUAGGGUAGCACCUAGAAGACUGCAAUUGGCUAAAGAAUGUUUAUGUAACGUGUGGCAAAGUGGAUGUAAAAUAGGCAUGGGCGCAUGAUUUUGGGUCAAGGUAUUUCUUUUAUUAUUUUUAAAAUUUAUUUUUACUUGAAACGGGGUUAGGGGAAAAGAAGAGUGAAUAACUAGAUGUCACCUUUAUAAGAGCUCUUUUAAAUUCUUUUUUUGGGAUCACUUGCUCUAGAAUGUCUUGAAAAUUCCUGGAAGAUUUCACAGUACACUGAUUGACUUAAAACAAGGAAAGAAAGGUGGGCAGAAAAACCAAACAAUGCAAAUGCAGAUGUAUUGCCUGAGAUUUCCAGCGCCUAUCUGAAAAACAUGUUUUGAUAAUUCCUGGUAAUCAUGAUCUCACCGAUUAUAAUGACUGUCUUUUAUUUGUUUGUAACUUCCUGUUUCUAAAUGUGUGGGAGGUGUACAGAUUUAUUUUCAGAUAUCUAAGACGGGAGGGACCCCUCUGAGUAUAAUUGGAACCCAUGUUUCAGCUGCUUGGGGGCUGAUGGGUGGACGCUGCUUGGAAACAUUUACCUGCACCAUCUGUUUUGCAAACACAAGGACUACUAGCAUCUUGCUGAAUGAGGGCCUCGUCGUGGAGGCAGCAUUCCAAUGUUUAUUUUUGGACCUAUGAGUUACUUUGGCAGUUAUUGUUAGUAGUUUAUAAAGCCAUAUUUAAACUUGUACACUUGAUUGUAAGAUAGGUUUGAAUUGUGCACUUUGUUGAUUACUGUAUAUAAAUGUGGAAAUUCUGUAUAUUUGGUCUUAAUGCUGUAUGUAUUUGAUGUGUAAAUGAUAACUUAAUGGAUACGAAAUA